Mesorhabditis spiculigera is the source of this 2085-nucleotide messenger RNA. The record is from the annotation of a GenBank genome assembly. NCBI's taxonomy places the organism in Eukaryota, Metazoa, Nematoda, Chromadorea, Rhabditida, Rhabditidae.
AUGGUGAAGCAGCAAUUAGCCUUCACCCAAAACGACGAUGAGAGCCUCGGCUAUUCGGCAUUUAUGAUGGCAAACCCGCCUAUGCGAAAUGUUAUGAAAUUCAUCUUCUUUAAUAUCACCAACGAGGAGGAGGUAAAAUACAACGGUGCUCAGCCCAGGGUCUACGAAACGGGAGCUUAUUCAGUGCUGGAAUCCGAGCAAAAGCGCUACAUCGAAUUCUCGUCGGACCAGAGCCAGAUGUUCUACGAAAACUACAAAAUCUACAACAUUGAUCCGGAGGAAUCGUGUGAGGCGUGUAAUUGGGAGGAAGAUAUUGUCACGAUUCCGAAUCCCGUAGAAGUGGGAGCCGCCGCCGACGUGAUGGACCCACAAUUCGGAAUCUCGGACCCGGAAAAGCAUCUGAUUGCUGUGAUGAUGCUCCUGGUCGGCGAGUACCCAUUUAUCACGAAAAAGGUGAAGGAAAUCCUGUUCACCGGUUACAGCGACCCGAUGCUGAGUCUUGCUCAUUCCGACCUGGUGGCGACGAUUAGCAAAAUUGUUAAGGGCGAUAACGGGUCGAUAAUCCCGAUUCCAUGCCCGGCGAUGCCGCGGCUCGGCUUUUUCAUAGGGUACAACAACUCGCAGGACGAGAGCUACUGGGUGAAGACUGGGAAGAAUAAUAUUGAAGAUAUUGGAAAAGUGACACAGUGGGGCAACGUACGCGAGCUGCCCGACUACUGGUGGACGGACGACUACGCGAGGAGCAUCAGGGGCUCCGAUUCGGGGAGCUUCAACAAGUGGAAACUCGAGAAAUCAGACCGCCUGGAGAUGUUCUACUCUUUCAUGUGCCGCAGCUUCAACAAGGAGUUUUUGGAGGAGACUGAAGUGAAUGGGAUCCCGGCGUACAGGUACUCGACCCCGUUUGAGGACUACGAUUCUACGUUGGAGAUUAAUCGAGGGUUUCGCUAUCGAAAUUUCGAGAAUAUUGAUUACUUUCCGAACUGGCCGGAAUGUCCGGAAAAAAACGCCUCUCGCUGUUCGGGCCAACACAGCGUCGAUUGCUCUCAAGCUAUCAAUUUCUGCAAUGAUUGCUGUAAUGGGAGUCAUGUGGGCGAUACGUACUUGUUGCCGCCCGGAAUCUUCCCAUUAGUAUGCUAUCCAGGGAAACUCCAACCGACCCCAUUCUCCGUCAUGUACUCCCCGCCUCACUUUUUGUAUUCCCCGCAACAAGUGAUUGAUACGGUAGUGGGGAUGAAUCCAGAUCCGGAGCUCCAUCGACCCUUCCUCUAUGAUCACGAACCGCACUCUGGGCAAGCGAUGCGCGUACAAGUCCGGCUGAUGGUCUCCACCCCAAUGAUGAAUCGGACAACAUUUUUCCACAACACCCAUCUUCCCUGCGUGAUGUUCCCCAUCUUCUACCAGAGCGCCAAGGCGGUGGUGUUGGAUGUGGUGCUGAACAAGUUGUGGCUUGGCUUCGUCUUUGUGCCGAAAGCCGUUGCAUUUUUGAAGUAUCUGCUCAUCUCAUUCGGCCUCUUCCUCCUCGUGCUCCUUUUCCUGAUCCGGAAUCGGCAGAUGGAUCACAAGCCCCGUCAUAAAGUCAACAAAGAGAUCUACGAAAAGCCGCUCUUGAAGCGGAAUAGCAUUUCAAACAAAUCAACAUCAGCUUCCGCCGCCCCGAUCGGCCAAAAGGACUACCAGAAAUGGGUGCUCAACGAGCACAACAAGUACCGCAGCCGUCACCAAGUUGGUAGCCUGGCGCUCGACGAGAAGUUGAACAACCUUGCCCAAGAGUGGGCAAACCGUCUGGCGGCCACCGGCUCAUUCCAGCAUCGCCCGAAUAGCGGCUACGGCGAGAACAUUUCGAUGGGAUCGGGGAGUUACGCAAACGACCUGGUGAAGCCGUGGUACGACGAGGUGCAGAACUACAACUUUGGGCGCCACGCGGGCACGGGCACUGGGCAUUUCACGCAGAUCGUUUGGAAGGCGUCAAAAAAGCUGGGCGUUGGGCGGGCUGUGGCCAAGGACGGGUCGACGUACUUGGUGUGCAACUACGAGCCGGCCGGCAAUCUGAUCGGCGCACAUGCGCAAAACGUUUUCCCCGCCAAA